Molecule: messenger RNA, 1065 nt
Organism: Diabrotica virgifera virgifera (western corn rootworm)
Lineage: Eukaryota; Metazoa; Arthropoda; Insecta; Coleoptera; Chrysomelidae
Exons: 2
Coding region: 224-1042 (272 amino acids)
Source: RefSeq, a predicted model, not a curated record
GUGUCAAAAACAACGAAGUGUCAAUACUGACAGUGUUGACAGUUCGUUGGUCAAAAAUCAAAAUUUAAUAUGUAAAUCACAACAUAAAAAAUUUUAAAAAUAUGUAUUCCAUUUUUAGCGAAACUUCAAGAUUCAUUUAUUCCACUAAAACCCAGUAACCAACUGUAUAUAUCCUCUGUAUCAACGAACAAACAAAUCUCCCUUCCCAAUCUAAGAUAGAAAGAUGGUCCAAUACGCCGAUAUGAUUCCAACUAAAAAAUCCAAAAAAAGAAAGAAAUCGAAAAAAACCUCCAAGGCAACGUGUUUAUGUUCCAAGUGUAAGCAAAUGAAAGAAAUCGAGACAGCAGAAACGCAGCCACCAAAACCAACUACAUGUGCUCAUUGCCAGCAGGCAACAAUUAUCAAAAAUGGAGAAUGUUCCGAAUCUGAUCCUCAAAGGUUUAACAGAAGCUGUUAUCAGGACUACGGGGAAGAAGAAGAACCUUGGUAUAUGGGAGCAAUACUUAACACACCUAAACGACAACCUAAUUUUAACAAAAUUUUCCCGAAGAAACUCUUAAAAACAAACGGAGCUAAUUAUGAAACCUACAAAAAAUGUAUGUAUGACUUUUUGAAUCCGACUGAUAGAGCAAGUAAUGGUGAUGAAUGCUGCUCUUGUGAUGAAACUUCCAAUAGUUAUAAAAAGCGUAAAUCUUCAACAAGAAAUGGAUCCAAAUCAACAUCUUGUAAACAAUGCUUAAAUAAGGCAAAAAUGAACGAUGCGAUUAAAAAAUGUAUUGGUCAUUCUCUUAUCGAAAGUGUGAUCCCCGCCUUAAAAAAUCCUGCAAAUCGCUCCAACAAACCCACAAAUCGAGAGCAAAAUGGAAAAUAUAAACAAGUUAAUUGUAGCCAAAGCGCGAAAACACCAAGGUCUCAACCGACAGAGGCAAGACCUGAUUCAAAAGUGAGACCAUCUUCCAAAUUUAUAAAGUGUGUAAACUUUGAAGAAAUGGAAUAUAAGAAAUGCGAUUGCAGCAAAUUUAUUGACACUAGACAAUGUUAAGCAUAUUAAAUUUUUUAAAGACA